AUGGGUGGUCGCACGUCAGAACUGCAGUCGCAAACGCCACCAUCAUCCUUGGAGCAGAAUCAGCGACUUAACACGAAGGAUUUGGAGGAGGCUCUUGACACCGUGUUUUCUUUGGGCAAGCCGCGCAGCGAGAAUGGAUCAUUUGCCCUGUUUGAGUUCCUUGUGGACGCGGGAAAAGCCAUGUUAAGCCCCUUGUGGUCAAACCAGGAGUUCCAGGACUUCCUGCAGAGCGAUUUUGGGAAAUUUGCUUCCGCGCAGUUGGUGAGGUGCCUGGAUGCUGACGGGGAUGGACGUGUCACUGCGCGCGAUUUCCAAAUCAUGUAUGACCGGGACCUAAAAAAACUCCUUCGACACCAUCAGGGCACUUUGGACGGGGUACUUCCUUUUAUGGGUCAAUGUGCCUUUGGUUUUACAAUGGGGCUUGCUGCUGGCAGGAUGGCACACCGUCUGUAUCAAAGCAAGACUCUUAUCCUUUCAUCCUCAGUCACUUUCUACAGCGGACUUCAGUACUUGGCGCAAUUUAACUUUGUGAAUCAGAAUUUGCUGGAAGCCGCCUUUCGAGAAAAGGUGAAGCAGCUGGCGGACGUAAACGGGGAUGGGGAAUUGAACAAGGAGGACCUUAAUUUUCUAAUUGAAAAUCGAAUGCGUUAUGUUGCUACAAAAUUGGGGCCUGGUGGCAUUGCCCCCGGCUUUAUGGGCUAUGCAACGCUCGCCAUUGGCAUUCUGUUUGGGUUACGAAGAAUCAAAAUAUAA
Molecule: messenger RNA, 753 nt
Organism: Trypanosoma cruzi
Lineage: Eukaryota; Euglenozoa; Kinetoplastea; Trypanosomatida; Trypanosomatidae
Exons: 1
Coding region: 1-753 (250 amino acids)
Molecular function (GO): calcium ion binding
Source: RefSeq, a predicted model, not a curated record